Messenger RNA from Bactrocera latifrons, 1038 nucleotides. RefSeq lists its product as uncharacterized. Gene Ontology annotation, molecular function: ATPase activator activity. Gene Ontology annotation, cellular component: membrane. Lineage: Eukaryota; Metazoa; Arthropoda; Insecta; Diptera; Tephritidae. Bases 121 to 969 code for a protein of 282 amino acids. The record is from RefSeq and is a predicted model, not a curated record. The transcript has 4 exons. Gene Ontology annotation, biological process: membrane organization.
CAUGGUUUUGAGAAUGGUUCUGCUAUAAGAGUUGUAUGAGAAUAGGUCUAUAUUGUUUUUGCCAGUUUUCAACAAUUUUCCUAUUAUAUUUGUGUACUAAUUAUUAAAUAGACAUAAAUUAUGUCAUCUCAAGUAAACUCUCUAGGAAUUACGUAUAGAAGGUCAAUUCACCCAAAUAAUUCAGAUGAGUUUAAUGAUUCGGAAGAUAUCGAUGGGCAAAUGUAUACAGUUGAAGAAGAACAUGAUGAUAGUUCAAACACAAGCAAUGAGCUAUUAUCAAAAUUGGUUCCGGAAAGUUUCAAAGGCAUAAAGGAAAAAGAUUAUGUUGAUAAACCAUCUACCAAAUGUUUAUGGAUAGCCUUGUUAUUGGUAGUUUUAUUAGUUGCCGUCAUAUGUGUAAGUAAUAAAGAAAAGACAUGUUCAUUUGAAAUGCUGCACCAAAAGUAUAAAAACCAGCAUUCCAAAAUAUGGCAUACUCUAUCUAGUGGUGUUGAAAAUAUUUUAAGAGACCGCACAAAAAGUCCCUUUGUAAAUCUUUUUGUACACAAUGAUAACAGGAAAUUGAAAAGCAUAGUUGGGGAAAUUGCUAAAGAGACUUCCCAAUGUUUUGGUGGUCAGUUAAUUGAGAUGAGCGAAUUAGAUUUCACAUCCCCGAGAGCAAUGGAAGACUACGGAUAUGCUAUAUUAAAGUUUAAAGAAAAAAUUCAAAAAGGGCGCGUUGCUCUUAUCAUUAACUUGAAUGCCAUUCCCGCAGAAGCAGCUCCUGCUUUGCACACUAUAUGUGAUACACAUAGUCCGGUUGCUGAAAAUAUAGUUAUCUACCUAACUUUGGUUAUACCGUCAACAGUUGGGAACGAAGUAAAUAUUGCUCGAGAUACUCUAACAAAUCUCUGGGGUUCAAAACUGAAGAAUAACGUACUUGAACCCUUAAUAACUCGCGUCACGGAUCAAAUUUUAACGUUAAAUUAGUCCCAUUAAUAGCUGGAAAUAUUGUAUUACAAAUGUUUAAAUUGAAAAUAUACACCUCGUUUACAUUGA